Eucalyptus grandis is the source of this 2970-nucleotide messenger RNA. Its product is annotated as UTP--glucose-1-phosphate uridylyltransferase. The record is from RefSeq and is a predicted model, not a curated record. Gene Ontology annotation, molecular function: UTP:glucose-1-phosphate uridylyltransferase activity; structural constituent of ribosome. The coding region runs from base 231 to 2165 and encodes 644 amino acids. The transcript has 20 exons. Gene Ontology annotation, cellular component: ribosome; cytoplasm. Gene Ontology annotation, biological process: translation; glycogen metabolic process; UDP-alpha-D-glucose metabolic process. NCBI's taxonomy places the organism in Eukaryota, Viridiplantae, Streptophyta, Magnoliopsida, Myrtales, Myrtaceae.
GGUCCGUCAUUCAAAGAUACGUGACCGCCCGUAGCUCAGGCAUCCCCGGUCUCAUCGGCUCUUCGUCUCCGCCUCCCUAGGCCGCGUCGCCUGGCAGUAGUAAACCCUAAACCUCAGUCCCCACCCCGCCGGCGCACCACCAGUCGCCAUGGAUUCCAUCUGACAUUCCCGAGCCAAAAAUUCCCCGAAACCUCGAGAAGGAACUCGGAGCCAAUCCAAAGCCGCCGAGGAUGACGCUCCACUCCAUCGUCAUCCAGAAGCUCCUGAGCACGAACGCCCACCUCGGCCGCCGCGUCGCCACCCCCCACCACUUCAAGCUCUUCGCCUACGGCACCCGCAACGGCAUGACCAUCAUCGACUCCGACCGCACCCUCGUCUGCCUCCGCAACGCCUGCGACUUCAUCGCCGCCCUGGCGCGCCAGCGCGGCCGCUUCAUGUUCGUCAACACCAACCCGCUGUUCGACGAGAUCGUGGAGCAGAUGACGCGGCGGAUCGGGUGCUACUCCCCCAGCGGCAACGCGCUGUGGCGGACGGGCGGGUUCCUCACCAACAGCUGCAGCCCCAAGAAGUUCCGCUCCCGCAACAAGAAGAUCUGCUUCGGCCCCACGCAGCCGCCCGACUGCCUCGUGGUCAUGGACACCGAGCGGAAGUCGUCGGUCAUCCAGGAGGCCGCGAAGCUGCAGAUCCCCGUGGUGGCGCUCGUGGACUCCAGCAUGCCGUGGGAGUGCUACCGGAAGAUACAGUACCCGAUCCCGGCCAACGACUCGGUGCAGUUCGUGUACCUCUUCUGUAAUAUGAUCACCAAGACUUUCCUGCUCGAGCAGAAGAAGCUCGCUGCUGCCAAGGACCGGCUCGGCAUCGCCUCUGCCUCUGCCCCUGCCUCUGCCCCCAAGCCUGAAGCUCGGGAGGAGGCGCCACGCAUUGAAGAGAGCAAGAGCGAGAGUGAUAGUGGGACCGAGUUUGCAAAGAUUCAAGUGCCUAUAAUUCCUUAUGAAAGAUUAUCUCCUUUUCCUGAAGAUGUUGCUGAAACUAAGAAGCUUUUGGACAAACUUGUUAUCCUGAAGUUAAAUGGAGCUUUGGGAACAAAGAUGGGAUUUGAUGGUCCCAAAUCUACCAUUGAAAUUGGCAAUGGAAUGACAAUUCUGGGCUUGACAGCUACUCAGAUUGAGCAUCUUAACUCAAAGUAUGGAUGCAAUGUGCCCCUGCUUCUAAUGAAUUCAUCAAGAACACAUGAUGCUACCCUUGAGGUUUGGGGUAAAUAUUCCCAGCCAAAAAUUGAUUUUCAUGCUUUUGAGAUGAACCAAAACUCCCAACUGAGAUCAUCUGGAGAGCAGAGCAGCAACAAUGAAUUGGCAUAUGCUAACCAGGGUGCAGUAAUUGUAUCAUUGAUGAGAAGUGGAACCCUUGAUGUGUUACUUUCACAGGGUAAGGAGUAUAUCCUUGUGGCGAACUCAGAUAAUGCCGGGGCGAUCAUUGACCCAAAGAUACUAAACCACCUAAGUCAGAACAAAGUUGAAUGUUGUAUGGAGGUAAGGCCCACUACAUCCAUUGAUGUUAAUGGGAACUUUGCAAAUUUCGAAGAGAGGAAGUUCCAGCUUGGAGAAAUUGCUCAGAAGCCUUCUGAAAGAUUGUCAGAGAAGUUCAAAUUGCUUGAUACAAAAAACAUGUGGAUCAAUCUGAAUGCCAUCAAAAGACUUGUGGAGACUGAUGCACUGAAAUGGGAAGUAGAUGCUGGUUCAUCUCUAAUGCAAGAAACAGCAGCUAGUUCAAUAAUACGAUUUUUUGAGCAUGCAAUUGGUAUUUCCAUCCCUCCAUCCUGUUAUUUUCCUCUAAAUUCAACUUCAGAUCUGCUUCUUCUCCAGUCGGAUCUAUAUGCCACAUCCAAUGGAGUUCUAAUUAGAAAUGCUGCCAGAACUAAUCCCAAAAAUCCUUCUAUCGAGUUAGGACCUGAAUUUGAUAAGUUGGAUAGUUUUGCAAGCCGCUUCAAGUCUAUUCCCAGUGUAGUUGAGUUAGAUAGCUUGAAUGUCACUGGUGAUGUGUGGUUUGGAAAUGGCAUUAAGCUCAAGGGGAAUGUCAGCAUUGUUGCAAGACCUGGGAUGAGGAUUGAAAUUCCUGAUGGAGUAGUACUUGACAACAAGCUUAUAAACGGCCCUGAGGAUAUAUGAGAAGAUGAUUUCAAGGAAUGUAAGAGCACAACAUUUUCAUUUAAAGUGAUUCAUUCUUAGAUAGUUUUGUUCCCAUUACCGUUUUCACUUUCAAUUUAUAUCUAUGUACUGUGAAAUAAGGAAAUAAAAACCCAAGCAACAAGCUGAAAGAGGGCUAUUUAUGUGCCAGCAAGCAUGUGUUUGAUCCCAUAAAGGAUGAGGUCUUUCUUUUCAACUGAUUCGGCGACUUUUUCAUUCAAGGCAAUGCAAUUUUGAUGUCAAUUAAAUAAAGACAAAAGUCAAUAUCUUGUGCGACAAGAAAAGAGAUCUGAGUUGUUCUGGGGAUAACAUUGGGGCGGCAGCUAAGCCAAUAGAAGGCUAGAAGGUGGUUGCUGCGUGAUCGACUGGAUCCUUUGAAUAUCCACCUCCGGCCUCUUGCUUUAUCAUGUUGGCUGUUGCAUGGUUGGUGAUCACUCGUCUUUCGUCUUUCCAUAAAAUUGUCGUGUAAUUUUGUAGAGAACUGCCCAUGAGAGAUUCAACAGGUACAAGCCUGCCAUUGAUGUUAUUCGGGCGGUAUCAACAGUUAUUCCUUUUCUAGUUGCCUUGUAUUUUCAGCUAAAAUGCUUGAUGAAAGCUUCCAUCAUCUAUCUAUUUACAAUGUACUGUAAGGGGAAGUUCCUCAUCUUGCGCCAUGAAGAGAGGUGAGAGUCUAGAGAGUGCCUGCGGAUUUCUUUUCACCAGCCCAACCUUGUUUAUUUCUCCUCAUUAUAUAAUCAUUUCCUUUGUGCUGGUAUUACUUUUCAACUAAUAUUUCCACAUAAUUUUC